Molecule: messenger RNA, 2476 nt
Organism: Hypomesus transpacificus
Lineage: Eukaryota; Metazoa; Chordata; Actinopteri; Osmeriformes; Osmeridae
Gene: nup88
Product: nucleoporin 88
Exons: 17
Coding region: 20-2191 (723 amino acids)
Biological process (GO): ribosomal small subunit export from nucleus; protein import into nucleus; ribosomal large subunit export from nucleus
Cellular component (GO): nuclear pore
Molecular function (GO): structural constituent of nuclear pore
Source: RefSeq, a predicted model, not a curated record
UCUUCAGACGACAGAAAAAAUGGCGGCGUUUGCUGGAGAGUGCUGGCGAAAUGAGCUGCCAAAUCAUGAUAUUUUUGCUAAAUUACGAGAAAACCUCGAGUAUGAACCAAAAGCUAACAACAAGAGGACAGCUAAAAAUCUAAUAUUUUGUUUGAACGGAGAUUUAUUCGUAUGGAAUGAUGCAGACAGCGUUUUUUACACAACCAACUUGAGGCAGCUCAACUCAGAACAGAAUUCGGACAGCGCGAAAUAUCAGACUCUACUCAGCAUCAACCCACCGCGGUUCGAAGUCUGUCAGGUACUGCUCAGUCCAACACAUUAUCAUGUUGCCCUCAUUGGACAGAGAGGUGUCACGGUUCUGGAACUACCGCAACGAUGGGGCAAAAAGUCUGAGUUCGAGGGUGGAAGAACUGAAAUCAACUGCAAGACUAUCCCUGUUGCGGAGCGUUUCUUCACCAGCUCGGCGUCAGUGACCCUGCGGCAGGCGACCUGGUACCCCAGUGAGACGGAAGAGCCUCACCUGGUGCUGCUCACCUCUGACAACACCGUCAGGUUUUAUGGCUUGAAAGAGCCUCAUACUCCUUCCAGAGUUCUCUCUGUGUCUCAGUCGGAGGAUGACAGCAGCGUUCACACUCGGGGGCGCUCCUAUGCAGCGUCUUUGGGAGAGAUUGCCGUGGCGUUCGACUUUGGGCCAGUGUCUGGCAGCCCUCGCCACAUCUCAGGCCAGCGCUCAAAAGAGAACAUGCUGAUUUUCCCCCUCUACAUCCUCUAUGAGAACGGAGAGACCUACAUGAGCUAUACCAGCCUCACACACAGUGGCAACAGUUUCAGCAAGCCUGUGGGCCCACUGCCCAUGUACCCUGCAGCGGAGGAUAACUACGGCUACGAUGCCUGCGCCGUGCUCUGCCUGCCCUGCGUCCCAAACAUCCUGGUGAUAGCCACUGAGACGGGCACGCUCUACCACUGUGUGGUGUUGGAGGCUGAGGAAGAGGACGAGGAGGUGGGGGCUGUCGAGAGGUGGGUCCGUGGAGUGGAUGCGGUUCCGUCGCUUUAUGUGUUUGAGUGUGUGGAGCUGGAGCUCACCCUCAGACUGGCCGCUGGCGAGGAAGAGGACGAGCCAACCGACUCUGACUUCACCUGCCCAAUCAAACUGCACAGAGACCCCCUGUGCCAGCACAGAUAUCACUGCACACACGAGGCAGGGGUGCACAGUGUGGGCCUCACCUGGUUCAACAAACUCCACAAGUUCCUUCAGUCCAAUGAGGAGGAUAAGGAUAGUCUCCAGGAGCUGGCCUGGGAGCACCGCUGCAUCGUGGAGCACAUCCUCUGCACCCGGCCGCUCACUACCAGCAUGUCAGCCCCGGUGCGUGGUUUCUGGAUUGUGUCUGACCUGUCUCUGGGAGCCACCAUGGUCUGCAUCACCAACACUUAUGAGUGUCUUCUGCUGCCGUUGCUGAAUUCCAUUCGCCCCCCCUCGCCCCCCCUACUCUGUUCCCAGUCAGGGAUGGAUUUGGCUAGCUCCCCUCUGCGGGGAUUGGCCGAUGACUCCUUUGAACAGCACAUCCGCAGCAUCCUGGCCCGUAGCUCCACCAAUCCCCUCAUGCUGAGGGCGGGCGAUAAGGACACGUUGUCCCCCCCCCCAGAGUGUCUCCAGCUCCUCAGCAGAGCCACACAGGUGUUCAGAGAAGAGUACAUUCUUAAACAGGACAUGGCCCGGGAGGAGAUGCAGAGAAGGGUGAAACUCCUGACGGGACAGAAGAACAAGCAGCAGGAGGACCUGGCUGUGUGCAAAGAGGAGAGGAAGAGCCUGCGAGAGGCUGCAGAGCAUCUGGCCGACAAGUACGAAGACGCCAAGUACCGCCAGGAGGCCAUCAUGAACAGGGUGAAGCAGGUGUUGGGGAGCAUGAGGAGUCAGCUGCCCGUCCUGUCAGACAGUGAGAAGGACAUGAAGAAGGAGCUGCAGACUAUCAAUGACCAGCUACGACACCUGGGUAACGGCAUCAAACAGGUGAACAUGAAGAUGGACUACCAAAAGAAGCAGAUGGAUAAAGGCGUGUCUCCAGCCAGAGCUACUGUCUCCCUCAACAUUCACCAGAGGAAGUGUGUCCAGGGUGUCAUCAAAGAACAGGGAGAGCACAUAGCCGAAAUGAUGAAACAGAUCAAGGACAUCAAGAACCAGUUCAGUUUUUGAGACUGCAAGACUGCUCAUCCAUCUUACAGUCCCCCAUCCAGACACACCACUAAAAUAAGAGUCCUGAACCACUUUUAUAAAUGCAUUCCAUCUACGCAAAUUGCUUGUGCCAUCAUAUUUAAUUCUUUGACAUUUUUUUAAGUUCAAGACUUGUCUUAACCUAGAUACAGGGCAGGCUGUCAUGAUUGGAAUGUUAAGUUGUCAUGCGGGGUUUUUGUAUGCAUCGAUAUAAGGUUUUAUAUUCAACAUUUGUGUCCUGGGUAAUAAACGAAAAUGUACGUGUUG